UUUGUAAUUUGUAUUCACUAUUCAGGUUUCUAUUAUUAUUCGUUAUUUUGUUAAUACUCCUUAAACGUCACUCGUCAGUUUUUUACACGAUUGUUUUGGACGUUUCGGUACACGUUUAGACACUUUAUUAGUGAUGUCUGUUUUUAUAUUACAAAUUACUACUUAGUUAUAUUUUAAAACUAUGUCUUAAGUUCAUUACUGUUUUUUUAUUUUGUGCAUUUAAUUAAUAUAUACACUAUAAUUAUAUACAAUAUACACAUAAAAUGUUACCUCUUUCAUUACUAAAAACUGCUCAGAAUCACCCAAUGCUGGUGGAAUUAAAAAAUGGUGAAACAUACAACGGACAUUUAGUGACAUGUGAUAGUUGGAUGAAUAUCAAUUUACGAGAAGUGAUCUGCACAUCUAAAGAUGGAGAUAGAUUUUGGAGACUUCCGGAAUGUUAUAUUAGAGGUAGUAUGAUUAAAUACCUGAGAAUACCUGAUGAAAUAUUUGAUAUGGUAAAAGAAGAUAUAGUUGUAAACAAAGCUCGUGGUCGAACAGAUAACCAGAAAAAUCGUGCUCCUAGAGGAGCUAGGCAAGGGUUCAGUGGAAGAGGAGGUGGUAGUAACAACCGAGGUACUGGACCACAACAACAGAGAGGUGGUCCAAAUAAGUUUAGAGGAAAAUAAAUUGUAUAUUUUAUAAGUUGUAUUUAUAGAAUAAAAUGUAUGAUUACGACAUGUGUAAAAAAA
Molecule: messenger RNA, 731 nt
Organism: Acyrthosiphon pisum (pea aphid)
Lineage: Eukaryota; Metazoa; Arthropoda; Insecta; Hemiptera; Aphididae
Product: U6 snRNA-associated Sm-like
Exons: 5
Coding region: 264-668 (134 amino acids)
Biological process (GO): mRNA splicing, via spliceosome; nuclear-transcribed mRNA catabolic process
Molecular function (GO): RNA binding
Source: RefSeq, marked validated